Messenger RNA from Megalopta genalis, 3779 nucleotides. The record is from RefSeq and is a predicted model, not a curated record. Lineage: Eukaryota; Metazoa; Arthropoda; Insecta; Hymenoptera; Halictidae.
GCUGUGCGCCACAGAAUCAGCCGUCGUCCGUCGUAGACGCGGAUUCGUGCAAAUGGCGUCGCUGCCAGUAUGAUCGAGCGUAUGCUGUCUAAUAACGCGUACGGGCCUCGUCCGGGCGCGGCGCCGCGCGGCCCAGCCUGACGGCGAGCGUGAGUGAGUCGAUUAUUGGUCAGGAUUCAGGAAAUAAAUCAGUCCGUAGGGAUCGUUAAAAUUGCUGUCGAAGCAGCAAACGGUGUGUGCACUGUGCACGUAUCGACAACGAGUGGUGACACGCAGUGAGAAAGAGAGAGUGCCGCCGUAGAGGGAUGCAGGCCGAACUGAUGUACAGAAAACCGCUGACGAUGACGACGCCGGGCCAGAGUUUCUAUCGUCCUGGGACGGGGAAGAAAGAGGCCGGGAGGGACUGCAGGGAGGCGAUACACUCCGGACACUUCAUGGUCUCGGACUUCGAGGCGGAGGCCCAGGACGACGAGGACGAGCUCGCCGUUCCCGUGCCGGACGAGGAGGCCGCCAAGAUGGCGAUCAUCGCGCCGCUCGGCUUCCUCCACGAGAAGUUCGUCAGCACCUUCUCCAGCAAGAAGACGCCUCAGCAGCUCAGCAUCGAGACGUCUUUGAACAAGCUGUUCCAGUGCAUGUCCCUCGCCUACAGACAGAAACUGACAUCGCCCAAGUGGAAUCGGUUCAAAGGGAUCAGGCUGAGAUGGAAGGACAAGAUCAGGAUGAACAACGUGAUCUGGAGAUGCUGGCAUAUGCAGUUUAUACUGAAGCAGAAUACGUUGGUGUGCCAGUUCGCGUCCCCGUUGGAUGUUGACACGCAUAAUAAACCCGAGGCGGUGGUCUUAGAGGGCAAAUACUGGAAGCGGAAACUUGCUGCGGUUACUGCGGAAUACAAGAAAUGGCGAAUGUUCUACCGCAACAAGAUCCUUGGCUGGACGAACAAGGAUGGCACCGAGAUGAUGGAAUCGAUGGACGUGUUAGACUGGGGCAACGGAUUAGGAACCACCGGGAACUUCGGAGCGGGUACUGGGAGCACACACGGAGGGACCAGUGGCACUCCAGGAGGCGAGAGUAUGAUGGUUGACGAGGAUUACAUGGAGCUGAUGACCGAUACGUUAUUUUCGACGAUCAGUUCGAACCAACCGCUGUACUUUCCCGACCCGAGAGAGAUUGCGCGCGGAGCUAGUCUGGCAGAUUUUAUACAGCCCAGCCUGGGCCCGCUCCAGCCGAAUUUAGACGACUUUAUGGAUACUCUGGAACCGUUGCAAGAAUUUCUAAAUUCGAAAUUGCCUCCCGUGCCCGAGGAGGACGACAUGUUUCGUAGCAGCGCGCUGAACUCGAACUACCCCGUUCUGGACUUGAUGGCGCCGAUGAAUCAGAUGAACGAGAUGGGCCAAGAAUCGGCGGUGAAGAACGGGCAGACUCCACAGUCGACGUUGUCGCAGAACGAUCAAUCGAACGCUAUACAGAAUCUUCAGUACGCGGCGAAGAUAUAUACUCAGUCCGAGCAGACGAACGCCUUCAGGAACAAUAUUAGUCUAAGCGAGACCUACAACGCCAUGCAGCCGAGCUACGAGCCUUCUCCGCCGAGUCAGCCGGUCCGGGAGAAGAGUCGACCGAGUAGGAACUCCUCGAGAAGCAACCGAGUGAUGCAACAGCCUCAGCAGCAGCAGCAGCAACAACAGCAACAACAGAACGCGUACCAACGAUCGGCGCAGCAGCAGCAGAACGCGGGCUACCAGCAAGCGUCCCAGCAACCGUUCGCCAUGGAGAUCCAAGCGGUCCAAUUGACGACGGUACAGAAUCAGGUGCAGAUGCCACCGAUGAAUGAUCAGUCGGUCCAUGCGAACCAAAUAUCGUCUAUCGGCGGACACGUACAGAACUUGGUGACGGUGCAACAGAAUUUCGGAGGAACGAAUUCCUCGGUGCCUACGCAGCACAGAACCAUCAGACCCCUGCCACCAGUUGCACCGAUGUCCACCAAGCCGUACAAAGUCGUUCAACCGCAACAGUGCUACAAGUUCUCUGGUCUGCCACAGAACUUUAAUGCGCAGCAAUGUAAAUUCAACGCCAAUAACUUCAAGACACACCCGGCGCAACAAGUCGUGUCCGUCACCUCGGAACAACCGUCGCAAUCGCCGAUAGUGUUGCAGUGCAGACCCUCGGGCCUGGAUCUCACCACGCCGAAUGUACAACCCGCGAAGCUGUUGCCGCAACCGACCAUCACGAAUUCGGAGAAGGAGGAGAUCUUCGCUGUGCCCAAGUAUCAGAUGAAAGCGAGGAGUAGAUCUCGAAGUAGCUCGUCGCUAACUGCACCGAGAAUGCACCCGCCACCGUUAGUGUCCGCAGCAAGCGAUCCCGCUCUAAAUCUAAAUAACAAUGUAUUGCUCGCACAGUUACUCACGAAUAACACAUCUGGUAUAUACACAAUGAAUAGUCCGGCUGAUAAUAUAAUGCCGAGACUGAACCAAACAGCCACCACUAUGAAACACAUCUUACCCAUGCUUCCACCUUCAGCUUCGCCCACGCAGGUGACGACCACCCACCAGAUCACAGCGCCGAUCACUGUCCAAACGAUGCAAACCGCUACGGUGCAGGUGCAGCCGCAGCAGCAGGCGAUGCAACAGUCUACUUGCAGCCAGCAAAUCUUAUUAAAUACAAACACCCAAUCGCACCAGCCACAAAAUAGCCCCGGCUCGCCGAAGGAUAGUUCGAACGCGCACAGCCCUCAGGCGUUGAGCCUCAGCCCUUUGCACAGUCCGAUGAGUAUAGGGAGCCCGUUGUCGCCUUCCCGGGUCUACAUAAAGGGCGAGACGGAACGAGGACAGUAUAAAGAACAGAGGAGGGUUGGUCACAUUCAUGCCGAACAGAAGCGUAGAUACAACAUUAAGAACGGGUUCGACAUGCUGCACAGCCUGAUACCGCAGCUCAGUCAAAAUCCGAAUCCGAAGCUGAGCAAGGCCGCCAUGCUGCAGAAGGGGGCUGAUUAUAUCAGGCAACUGAAGGCGGAACGGAAUCAGUUGAAGGACGAGAUGGAUAGCUUAAGACAUCAAAUCGAGUGCCUUAAUACGUCGAUUAGUAAUUGCCAAUCUAUGCUUCCUGCAACGGGUGCUCCGAUUUCUAGACACAGAACUAGCAAAAUGAAGGAGAUGUUUGACGAGUACGUACGCACACGUACGCGAGAAAAUUGGAAAUUUUGGAUUUUCAGUAUAUUGCUUGAGCCUUUAAUGAUUUCUUUCAAUACUUCGGUAUCAACGGCGAGUAUCGAAGAUCUAUACAGAAGUACAAUAUUAUGGGUUGAGCAGCAUUGCUCGCUCGUCGAUCUCAGACCAGCUGUUCUGAAUUCCCUAAGGUAUCUGUGUACUGCCACUGAUAUUCUAUCAGACCCUGGUCGUCUGCCCGAAGAAGCACUCGCAGCAGUAAAUCGUACAGAACGGCGACGAUCCACUCAGUGACCAAUUACGCGAAUCCGACGCGGAACGUGUUCGUGUACACAUUUUAAGAUUAGUCGCGUAACGAGCAGGAGAAUAAGUUACCGUAAUUUAAGUCAGUUUAGGGAGGAUCAGGUACGUGUGAUAAGAAUUCUUGAAACGGUCAUUCUCUUUUUUACAGUAGACACUCUCGGGUCUCCCUUUGCCAACGAUCACGGUUGAGCAACGCAGUAAACCCUCAAGUGCAAUUUUUCGCUUCCCCUUGUCCCCACCAAAAUUGUGAUCGAGAAAUUUGUAACACCAAUUCGAAGAGGUACAAAAAAGUGCGUGUAAAUAUAAACGAUGAAUGAU